AGAUCAUGUCAAACAAAUCAAAAAAUUCCGCAGGGAAAAAAUCGAUGAACUCUUUCUUCUUCUUCUUCAUUGCAACAAAAUCCAACUUGGAAACCCUAACCCUAGCUCUGUUACACAGCCAGAGAGAGCAAAUUUUUUAGAGAGAGAAAGUGUGCGUUAGAGAGAGAAAGAGCUGAAAUUUACGGUUGUUGAUCCAACACAUAACGAAUAGUUGAAGACAGUUACUUUUUCUACAGCUCAAUCUUUAAAGACCCAAUCUUCAAACAGCUUCCCCACCAUUUUUGCAAGAUCCUGACCGACCCAUUACCUAAAUCCGUCUGAAAACCCUAAUUCCAUCAAAACCCACAUCCCAAUUUCCACUUAUUUGACUCAGCAACCGACCCAUAUGCCCCAACUCCGCCACCAACAACCAGCUGAGCCGCCAACAUAACCGACCCAUUAUGGGAGCUGAGAAGAAAUGGCUCCUAACGCUCUUCUCAGCCACAUUCCUCUCUCUCCUUCUCCUCCUUCUCUCCUCCAUCUCCGCCUUCAGCUCCCCCAAACCCUUCCCUUCAAUUGUCCAGCACGGCUCUCACUACCCGCCCGCUUUCGCUUACUACAUAUGGGGCGGCCGCGGCGAUAGGGCUCGGAUCUUCCGGCUGCUGCUCGCCGUCUACCAUCCCCGAAAUCGAUACUUGUUGCAUCUUUCGGCUGACGAAUCUGAAGAAGAGCGCCGCCGCCUUGCCGCCGCUAUCAAGGCUGUGCCUGCAAUUCAGGCGUUUGGGAAUGUGGAUGUGGUGGGCAAGCCUGAUCGAAUCACUUACAUGGGGUCCACAAAUAUUGCCACCACGUUGCGCGCGGCGGCGAUUUUGUUGAAGGUUGAUAGUGGGUGGGAUUGGUUCGUCACUUUGAGCGCCAUGGAUUAUCCACUUAUCACCCAGGACGAUCUGUCUCAUGUAUUCUCAUCUGUCAGAAGAGAUCUCAAUUUUAUUGAUCACACUAGUGACCUUGGAUGGAAAGAGUUGCAUAGGGUCCAGCCAAUAGUAGUUGAUCCGGCAACAUACCUAGCCAGAAGGAGCCAAAUUUUUCAUGCUACAGAGAAGCGGAAAACCCCUGAUGCUUUUAAAGUAUUCACAGGUUCCCCAUGGGUCACUCUGAGCAGAUCAUUUCUGGAAUUUUGCAUUCUUGGUUGGGAUAACCUUCCCCGGACCCUGCUCAUGUACUUUACAAAUGUGAUAUUGUCGCAGGAAGGAUAUUUCCAUUCAGUUAUAUGCAAUUCACCAGAGUACAAGAACACAACUGUGAACAGUGAUCUAAGAUACAUGAUCUGGGACACACCCCCAAAAAUGGAACCCCACUUCCUCAACACCUCGGAUUUUGAUCAAAUGAUUCAAAGCGGAGCUGCUUUUGCCCGACAAUUCGAGAAAGAUGACCCUGUGAUGGACAUGGUCGAUAAAAAGAUCCUCAAGCGUGGGAGAAAUCGAGCUGCCCCGGGGGCAUGGUGCUCGGGCUGGAAAAGCUGGUGGAUGGAUCCUUGCACUCAUUGGGGUGACGCCAAUAUCUUGAAGCCUGGGCCCCAAGCAAAGAAGUUUGAAGAGUCGAUUACUAACCUUCUCGAUGACUGGAAUGCACAAUCAAAUCAAUGCCAAUGACGAUGUCUGUGCUGAAAAUGUCUCCAGAUACCCAGUGUGGUUUUCCUGUGAGCUAAACUUGAUUAGUUUAGGAGACUGGCAACCGCGGAGAUAUAUUCUUUGGCCCCCAAGAACACUUUUCGUUUUGUGGGUUCUUCCAGUCUCAUGCUUGACUAUUGUUUAUAACGGGGCGUCGGGGCAGAGUAGAAGGGAGAAACAUAGUGAGUUAGCUUGAGGUAUUGCCACUUACCGUAGCAUGGCGGGCUGUUACCGACGGUAUUGCCACUUACCGUAGCAUGGCGGGCUGUUACCGAUGGUAUUGCCACUUGUAGCUUUUGAGUAACUGGGUUAAUAAGAGGCUCUCCCUCUUUUUGUGCUGCCAUUGUAUGUCUACUUCGGAUUCGGAUUAUGUUCGGACAUGUUUGAAUGUUGGAUCACAAAUUCAUUCUUUCACCUCUCAUCUGUUGUAUCUCGUUCUAAAUUCAUA
This is a messenger RNA of Malus domestica (apple), 2097 nucleotides long. RefSeq names its product beta-glucuronosyltransferase GlcAT14A-like. Lineage: Eukaryota; Viridiplantae; Streptophyta; Magnoliopsida; Rosales; Rosaceae. Gene Ontology annotation, cellular component: membrane. The record is from RefSeq and is a predicted model, not a curated record. Gene Ontology annotation, molecular function: glucuronosyltransferase activity.